Messenger RNA from Aethina tumida (small hive beetle), 4470 nucleotides. RefSeq lists its product as uncharacterized. The record is from RefSeq and is a predicted model, not a curated record. The coding region runs from base 244 to 4470 and encodes 1408 amino acids. The transcript is spliced from 2 exons. Lineage: Eukaryota; Metazoa; Arthropoda; Insecta; Coleoptera; Nitidulidae.
GUUCCUGUGCACGGUGAUUUAGUGACAACACAGACAACUGGAUUUGAGUGGUGUGUUGUGAUUGUUUUGUGAUUUAUCGAUUUUUUUUGGAAUAUGUGAAUGCCAGGCAAUAAUCAAUCAAUCGGAAGAUGCUUUGUUGAUGACAGCCACAAUGGUCAAACUUUCCUUUAGUCGACCUUGAUUCUGGACAAUGAUUUCUUGAUUAUGUGCGAUAGUUGUUUAGAUAAACUUUCUUGAGGAAAAAUGAAGUUCGCAGUUUUAGUGACGGCUUUCACCGUCGCUGCGGCAAUCCGCGUGCCGGCUUCCUGGGACGACGCGAAGACGAAGGAGGUAUCCAAAUUCAGCCACAGGAACAAAGGAAUCCAUCGUGGACAUGAUAACUACCAUUACAAAAUACCACAUCAACAUCUACCACCCAAAAGGUUUUAUGGUAAACCGCCAAGAUUUGUAAAUAAUAGAAAACCUGUACAGAAACCAUUUAAGUCUAACAUACACAAUUUUAAAAGCAAUGGUUGGACACCAAUCGUGCCGCCACCACAUUAUUAUAAUGGUGAUACUAAGGGCUACAAGAAGAAGCCUUAUAUAUACGAAAAACCACACAAAAAGAAAAAUUAUGAUGAUAACAGUGAAUCAAUGUUCCAAAAAAAUAAUUACAAGGAAGAAGAAGAACCAUUCCAAAAAGUAGCCGACUUUGAAGACGGAGACUAUUUAGAAAACGCCAAACUGAGACAGUCUACAAAAGAAAAUUUCAUAAAACACGAGCUCAACAAAAAAUCUCAACCUGAAUUAGAGUACUCGAAUGAUGAAGAUGACGAAUCUGAUGAAGAUGUCGAAGAAACAAGUGAAUCUUUUGUCCCAACAAAAUUCUAUGCAAAAGUUCGACGCAAUGAUAACUAUGAACAUUUGCCUUAUGAUGAAAACGAUCGAUUGAAAAAGGUGGUUAAAGAGUCUAAAAUUCACACGAUAUACACGGAAAAAGGGUUCGAGGAUGAAGCAUAUGAUCACGGGGAUGAAGAGAAGAACGGUGAGAAUGGACAAAGUUCUUCCGAGCAUUUAGUUGAGAGAGAACCGAAGCCUAAUAACACCUUACAGAUUAUAAAAAUAGAUAAUCUGAAAGAUGCGAUAAAAGAACCACAUAUAAUAGAAAUAGAAAAAUUGAAAACCUCAAAUUCAACAAAGAGAAGAAAACGUUAUGUAGAUGAUGAAGUUACAGAAAAAUAUCCUUAUUAUAAUGACAAAAAUGUUAACAAGGAUUCACCGUUAAGGUACGCCGAAAAUCUGGAAAAUAUACCUCUAAAAUCUCAAGAUGAUAUGGCUUUCUAUAAUCAAGCGACCAAAAGAAUCAAAUGUCAAGAAAAUUUACCUAUUGAAGAUGUUAAAGACCAGAACAAAACCGUGGGAAAUUAUACAGUAGAAAUUCCCAACGAAGUAGCGAAAAAUGGAAGUGACCUUGGCAAUCAAAUUGAUUGUUUCAAAAAUAAAUAUUUUGGAGAUAAUCCUCUAGACAGUCCUUUUUUUAACGAACCAACUGUGGAACCAAUUUCUGAAGACUUCUUUAAAGAACUUCGAUUCGAACAAAUUUCGAUAACAACUGAAGAAAGUGUACAUCAAGACGAUCGUUUGGAUGAGUCUUCAAUCGUCCAUAAAAACUCAACAGAAGCAUCAAUCAACAAUCUAAAUUUUAAUAUUCUAACUGACAUAAUAGGACAAAUAAAAGAUAAAACUCAAAACGAAACCCAACUGGAAACAAUCGAUGCGGCAGAAUCCACCAUUGAAACUGAGGCAGUUGAUUACAGUCACAGAGAAGCAAAGAGUUUAACGGACGACAGGAACAAUUCUACUGAAAUAGAUCUUCCUGAAAGUCAAGCAUUAAUAUUAAGAAGAAGAAAAUACAGACCAGUUAGGCCUUACUUAAAUAAAUUUGUCGACUAUGGAAAAAUGUACCCCAGGAAAACUACCUCAUCUUACCAUCCGUAUUUUGAAGAAUACGUUCCAACAAGCACUGUUUUACCAAAGUACAAAGUAGUCAGUGAGGUGUUUUAUAAGGACGAAAUUAAACCGAAUGAACAACUAAACGUAUUUGCGGAUGUGAUCAACAAUAUUCAAAACUUGAGCAGAACCGACGCUUAUUCCGACAAUGCCGAACCCAUAGCAGUAAAAUUAAAUGUCAAUAGAUAUUCCAAAGUCAACAAUAAAAAGAUCAAAAUACCAUCCAAAAAAAUACAUAUAAAGAACGUCCUGGAUGAUAGUUAUUUAGACACUUAUGAUGAGUUGCAAAGCACUAAAUAUACAACCACAUCAACGACAACUAUGAAGCCAAUGGUUGCCUACAAAUCGAGGCCAAAAUUUAAGACACAUAGGAAUAAUGAACAAGUGUACGAGGAAUUACUACAAUCUUUGAAAAACAAAGACCAGUACACUGAAGAGUCGCAAAAUCAAGAGCAGUUCGCAAACAAUGCAGUUAUUCAUAAAGUAAAAGUUCGAAGAAGAAACCGCCCCAGUACUACAACAACCACCACUACAUCACCUACAACUGAAGUUGAAGAAGAGUACGAAGAUUCCACAAAACCGGUACUCGGUUUAAAUCCUCCUGGUCACUUUAAUUACAAGACCAUAAUAGCCAAUCAACAAACCGAAGAUAAAGUUCUUAAUUUGUACAUCGUACCGGGUAUGAAGCCGCCACCGAAACAAAAAGUUUACUUAUAUUCAGAUUAUAGACAGUUACCGAAAAAUAAUAUCAGAAGAAGGUAUGACUAUUCUCUGAGAAGAAGUAAGAGGGAGGCAAAUAAGCCUGCUUAUAAUGACUAUUCCAGAAAUAGGGGCCGCCAAAACGAGAACAUAGAAAAAACAAGCAUUGACGAAGACGACGAUGAUGAUUACGUUCCCCACAGACCUAAAAACUAUCAUUAUGAUGAAAAGCUUGGUAAAAUAGUCUAUCAUAACACGAAACCUUUAGAUGAAGAUGAAGAGGAGGAGGUUUAUGAGGAAGUUGUUGAAACGACUAGAGCACCAAAACACAGAACUACCACAAAAAAACCACUUGUGAUUACCAGCCCUAAACCUGGCGAAGGGUUUAUGGAUUAUAUUAAAUUGUUACAAUCUAAUCCCAAUUAUAAAAACAUCAUGGAAACCACGACUACAGAAAAACCAACCACAACUCUUAAGCCAAUCAAAGUGGCUUCUUCUAAGGAUGCGCCGGAGUUUUUGAAUCUUCUAUCUAAGCUUCACAGUAACUCUGGUUAUAAGAAAAUUGAAAACGAGGAUGAAGCACCCAAAAAAUCCAAAAUAAGUCAUAAGAAGGAAGAAGAAAAGGUUGAAGAAGUAGAGGAGGAGGAGGAAGAGGAUGAUGAAGAAGCACCAGCAAUUGUACAAAAUUCACCAGGCGGUCAAAAUGUGCAAUUUGAUUCAAAUUACCAAAUUUUUGAUAUUGGUGAUUUUAUACCCAAAGUGAAGAAUUAUAUGCCCAGGACGUCGAUAGAUUAUUCCAAGUACAAGACUAUUGAACGUCCGAACAUGAGGCAUAAUUUGAGCGCGAGGUACAACUCUGAAGAAAACUUGGAGGAAAUUAACACAAGCAGGUUACCGAUUUUAGCAGAGAAAUCAAUGACUGUUGCUGAUUCCUCCGAAGAAUCGACGGACGAAGUCGAACGUCCUAGCACAAGUACAACUACCACUACUACGACGGAAAAAUCUGUUUUAAAAUUGAGGAUGCGCGGUAGAAAAAGGCCUGGCAGUAGGAUUACAACUAAAGCUCCCAGUAGGACCAGUACAACUCGAACUACAACUACCACAACGGAAAGAAUACAACACGAAAAACCGAAGAGAAAUUAUUUGAGACGACGACCAACCAGGAUAAAGCUUAGGACCACUACAGCAAACAUUUUAGAAGAAGAUGCUGAUGAUACAACUAAGAUAUUGAGAAGACGUUCCGAACAGUCCACAGUGACAGAACUGACUAACUUUCAACCUAUUUAUGUUCCCGAUGAUAGUAGGGAAGUAACUGAUGAACCGGAGAAGGUUGCGAAGAAAGAAAAAGAAACUGCUAACAAAGUACCUUCGAAUGUAGAAGUAUUUAAGAAAUACGACCAAACCAAACGUCACGGAGGAAAUUACAGGAGGCUAUUUGAUACUAAAAAUAUAAUAAAUCAAAAUAAAUUACGACAAGGAAAGAUUUUACAUUUGAGUAAAAACGUAAGCACGACUACAGAAAAGCCGUCCACGAGACUGGCGGAUAUAGUUUUGAAGCCUGUAGCUUAUUAUACAGAUGCUAAAUUACCAAAAAGUAUUAAUCAAUUAAAGGCUGUUGAUGUUGAUGAUGUGGAGGUAGAUGAAAGCAGUACCGAGAAUAUCGACGAUUAUUACGAUGAUGAGGUACAAAUCCACUUCGAUAAAAACGAGGACGGGACCAAGGGAGAUAAACCUAAUAUUAUAAAAGAUCCUAGUAAAAGAUUGUAUUAUUAUCUCGAAUAG